CCCCCGCGCCGUUUUGUCGUCUUUUCUUUACAAGCCAGCCUCAGCCAGACUUUCCGGGCUCUUGUUAAGAUGCGGAUUUUGAUUCAGCAAUUCGGAGGUGGGGUUUGAAAGUCUACAUGCUGAACAGGCUGCUAGUUGAUGUUGGAGAUAAUAAGUCUGUAAAUAAGAAUGUGAAUUAAAAUUAGAGAGUGCUCCUAGAGAAGAGGAUAGAAGGAAGGAUAAUCCUUAAAGGGGAGACACCGCUGUAAAGAUGACGCGCGAGAGAGAACAUUGACCUGAGGCCAAGAAAUGGAAGACUAGGAGACAGCUUGGAGGGGAGCAGGGCGGAAAGAAAUGGGAACACCGGGGGGAGAUGCUCCUCAGAGAAAACCUCAUGAUUUCCUGAUUUAUUUGUUGAUCGAUUUAUUAGAAGGUUGAAAGCACAAAGGUGUUCAGGAAUCCUCCCAGAUCUCUCAACAGCUUAGGGAUUGGUGCUGUCAUGGUUUGAGAACGAAGGAAAAAGAAAAAACUCAAGAGAAAGAAAGAAAUAUUAAUUGUAAAAGUAAUAGUAAAAAUAUUUAUCUCAUACUACAGUGGUAUAAAUGCAAUGAAAAAUUGUUUAUAAAGCACAAGAACCCCCGCGGAUACCUAAAUCUGUGGGUGCUCAAGUGCCUUAUAUAAAAUGGUGUAUUUCCAUAUAACUUAUACCCACCCUAGCAUAUACUUUAAAUCCUUUCCUGAUUAUUUGUAAUACUUAAUACAACGAACAGGUUAUGUAGAUAGUUGUUAUUUCAUAUUGCUUAGGAAAUAAAGACAAGACAGGGCAACAAUGCUCAGACGGGUAGUGCUGGAGUGAGACUGAGGAUCUGUGACAUGGUAGGAGGAUACAGCAGGGUGUGCCUACACGUCACUUCCUGCCUGUGGAUUCAGCUUAGUGCUAAGCAUGCUGCACAUUCAAGUUCUGGUGUUUGGAAUUUUUUUCCUCAGUUAUUUCCGAUCCACAGUUGGUUCAGUGCACGGAUAUGGAACCCGCAGAUACUUAGGGCCAGCUGUAGAAUGAAAAAAUUGUUGAAACAGCAUAUUAAAAUGGUUAUUACUGCACAUAAUUAAAAAUGAAUGAACCAUGAUGAGUUCGUUGACAAAAGUUGAAAAAUAUGUUACUUAUAAUUUGAAAAAACCAGAAAACCAAACCUGUUGCCAUCGAGUCCAUUCCAACUCCUAGCGACCCUAUAGGACAGAGUAGAACUGCCCCAGAGGGUUUCCAGGGAGCUCCUGGUAGAUUUGAACUGCCGACCUUCUGGUUAGCAGCCAUAACUCUUAACCACUACGCCACCAGGGUUUCCCCAGAUAGUUUACCCAUGUUAGUAUCAAAUAACAGUGUGUGUGUUGAUGUAUAAGAGACAAAGUUACACAGGUGAACCCACAACUUCAACGCUGGACCCCUGACUCCCUGGAGGAAAUCAGGUUCAAGUUUUGCAGCCUGGCCAGGCCUGGUUGCUUCCCAUGCUCUGGGAUAAGUAAAUUCCUCCGUCUGUGAUCUUGCUGGCAGAAAGAAGAGGCCCAUGGAGCCGCAUGAAGAAUGCAGGUGUGUGCUCUGGAGGCUGGAGCCUGUUCUGCCUUCAGUGCAAAUGCUCUCAGGGUGGAGCGUGGCCCUGAGCCUGGGAGGAGGCCAGAGACCUGUCACUCCCUGCUUCCUCAACACUUUCCUCCCCAUCCUUCUUCCAUUUCAGGUCUCAGGUGUGGUGCAGGGAGAACUAGGCCAGUCCAGGCAGCUGGGGACCUAGGGUGACCAUCUUGCACAUCCGUAAAUCACAGGGAAGGAUUUCAGCUGCUCAGACUAGUGUGUGGACCAAACAUUAUUCAUCUGCCUCCAAACUGCCCAGUGCUCUGCUUCCACUCCCGUCCCUCUUCCUGACGUGGCUUCAUGGGCUCAGAGACGACAUUCCCUUAGACUUCCAGAAGCUGGAGAAGGAAAUGGACUCAGUGGUGAUUGAGGAUGUGGCUGUGGUCUUUAGCCAAGAAGAAUGGGCUCUGCUGGAUCUUGCUCAAAAGAAACUGUACAGAGAUGUGAUGAUGGAAACCUUCAGAAACCUGGCUUCAGUAGACUCUCAAAACUUUAACGAUGGAGAAAAGUUAUCCAGUGAACAUAUAAUGAUGCAGUUCAUGAAGAAUAAUCUGUGGUCCUCCAUGUUACGAGAAAUCUCCGACCAAUCACAUGACAAUAAAGAUCAACUUAAAAACCAGAAGAGACAUUUGAGCAUGUUGCCUGUUUUUAACAGAAGUCAUACAGUAGAGAACCUCUGUGAAAGUAACGAAGGCAAUAAGUGUGGGAAAAUCUUCAGCCAGAUUUCAAAUCCUACUGUGCUAAAAAGAAAUCAUCCAGAAGCAGAUCCUUUUGAAUGCUGUAAGCAUGGAAAAGCCUUCGUGAAUCACUCAUCACAUAAUCAUCAUGCCAGCUGUCAUACUGGAUGCAGUACCUGUCAGUGUAAGCAAUGUGGAGAAGCUUGCAAUUGCCCUUCUCACUUAACCACUUCUAUGAGAACUCUUAACGGAAAGAAACUCCAUAAAUGUAAAGUAUGUCGGAAGGACUUCAUUUGUAUCUCAACUCUUAAGACUCCUGUGACAACACUCACUGGUGAGAAACGCUAUGAAUGUAACCAAUGUGGGAAGGAUUUUUGUAGUUCCUCAUCCUUUUGGACACAUGUGAGAGGUCAUAAGCGUGAAUGCAAAGACAGUUGUAAAACCUAUAGUCGUCAUUUAUCUCUCAUUUUACAUAAAAAGUUUCACAGGAGAAAUAAGCCUUCUGAAUGCAAGGAAUGUGGGAAAGCCUUUAGUCGUUCCUCAUACCUCACUACACAUAUAAGAACUCACAGUGGAGAGAGGCCUUAUGAAUGUAAGGAAUGUGGGAAAGCAUUUCGUGAGGCCUCAUCCCUCACUAAACAUAGAAGAACUCACAGUGGAGUGAGGCCUUACAAUUGCAAGGAAUGUGGGAAAGCCUUUAGUCGUUCCUCAUCCCUCACUUAUCAUAUGAGGACUCACAGUGGAGAGAGACCUUAUGAAUGUAAGGAAUGUGGGAAAGCGUUUAGUCGUUCCUCAUCCCUCACUACACAUACAAGAACUCACAGUGGAGAGAGGCCUUAUGAAUGUAAGGAUUGUGGGAAAGCCUUUAGUCAGACCUCAAGCCUCACUACACAUAUGCGAACUCACAGUGGAGAAAGGCCUUAUGAAUGCAAGGCAUGUGGGAAAGCCUUUAGAUGUUCCUCACACCUCACUACACAUAUAAAAACUCACAAUGGGCAGAGGCCUUAUGAAUGUAAGGAAUGUGGGAAAGCUUUUAGUCAGACAUCAUCCCUCACUAAACAUAUAACAAGUCACAGUGGAUUGAGGCCUUUUAAAUGUAAAGAAUGUGGGAAAACCUUUAAAUGUUCCUCAGACCUCACUACACAUAUAAAAACUCACAGUGGACAGAGGCCUUAUCAAUGUAAGGAAUGUGGAAAAGCAUUUAGUAAUUCUUCAGCUCUCACUAAACAUAGAAGAAUUCACAGUGGAGAGAUGCCUUACGAAUGUAAAGAAUGUGGCAAAGUCUUUAGGCAACCUUCAAACCUCGCUACACAUAGAAGAAUUCACAGUGGGGAAAGAGCUUAUGAAUGUAAGCAAUGUGGGAAAGCUUUUAGGCGUUCCUCACACCUUAAUACACAUGUAAGAAUUCACAGUGGAGAGAGACCUUAUGAAUGUAAGGAAUGUGGUAAAACCUUUAGUCGUUCCUAUUGUCUCUCUGAACACAUAAGGACUCACACUGGAGAGAGGCCUUAUGAAUGUAAGGAAUGUGGGAAAGCCUUUAGUUGUUCCUCAUCCCUCACUCAUCAUAUAAGAACUCACACUGGAGAGAGGCCUUAUGAAUGUAAAGAAUGUGGGAAAGCCUUUAGUCAGUCCUCAGCCCUCAAUACACAUAGAAGAAUUCACAGUGGAGGAAGGACUUACGAAUGUAAGGAGUGUAGGAAAGUCUUUAGUCGUUCCUCACACCUCACUUCACAUAUAAGAACUCACAUUGGAGAGAUUACUCUGUGUCAUAAGUGGGAUGUUUCAUCCAUACUGUUAUAAUUUCAAAUAGCAAAUUUCUUAAAGUCUGCAAUUAAAGAACAAAGUUUCUCAGUGAGUAAGGGAGCAAUACGCAAAGGUGUCAUUACAGCUAUUUUAUGCCUUUGGGAGAAAUGACUGUUUCAUUGUAACUAUGAGGUAGUUCUCAUCAGUGUUUGUUACUUUCUUAGUCCAAGCUAAAUUUUACAUUUCUGAAAGUUUUAGUCUAUUACAAAUAAGGCUGUAGUGAAUAAGCUUGAGCAAAUGUGGUUUUGUAUUUUUUAAUGAUUUUAUUGAUGUUAUUUUGUAUAUGAUUAGAAACACUUAAUUUGGUUUAAGAGUGUUUUGUUUACCUAUUUAAUGCAUUUCUUUCCACUCUUUUCUGUUAUAAAGGUAAUUUUAUUACCCUUUGUAAUUAGUAAGUUUCUCAUAGGGAAAUAUUUUCAGACUAUGUAAAUAUUGGUUUUUAUCGUGUUUUGGAGUACUUAUUUUUGUAUCCAUUUAUAAUAUCUAUUGUUAUUGUUACUCUGCUGUCUACCAAAUGAUAUUGCCUCUUCCAUUCAUUUCCUCUAUGUUCAUCAAUUGGAAUUCUGCAAAAAAUAGCCUUGCUUUUCCUUUCUCUUCCGUCUAUUUAUUAAAUUGUUUAUAAUAGUACAGGCAGCUCCUAAUUAGUAACAAGUUCCAUUUGUGAAUCUGUCUUUCAGUUAAAUUUGUAUGUACGUUGGACCAGCGAGGUACCAUUCGUAUCUAACAUAGGUUAGGGAAAAGUUUGUUUUGAUAUGUAGUAUAUAAUGUAAAUUACUGUGCAUAAAAAACAUUAAGAAACACUUCUAGAUAUACUAAGCCAGCGUUAAUAUGAUGAUGCAGUAAUAAUAAUUUGAUAUAUGUCACAAAGUAGUGCCUGUUUUUUUAUUACAAAUCUUUGCCGCUUCAUUAGAUUUCCUCUUGGUGUGCCUCCUGUACUCCUGACCGUGGGAGUCCAAAAAGCCACCCACAUGGGCACUGUGCAUGCAAACCCCCACAUUUGGGUGGGAUGGGUAGAGGUGGGAGGGAAGUGCAAAGCAUAGACCUUGCACUUGUGCAGCUGCAUGCAUGGCAUUGCAGGGGGUGCCAGCUUCUGCCUGGCUCCAAGUAGCGAGAGUAAGCUGUGGGCAGACACUGCACAGUCACCAGACAAGGAAUGCAGGGUUUGACCUUCUGCAGGAAGGGUUUUCAUUUGUAAUAAGCUAUAUGGGCAUUGGUUUGUGACUACAGGUUGUACAUUUAUAACACAGGGACUGCUGCUUAUAUAGGCUAAUCCAUUUUUUUCCUUGCUCAAAUUAUCACAGAUUUGGUUAUUAGGAACUCUCUUAAAUAGGUUCCUGUAUUUAUCUGACAUGUCCCUAGUAUAGUUUGAAUAUUCCUUCCUGCAAGCAUUUAGGGAUAGUGUUGUCCUUGUCAUGCCCAAGCCCUGGCAUCACUUUUCUCCAGGAAAGCUUGGUUCCUAUUAGAGAAUGAUAUUUAGAAAGAACUGGGAGUUAGGUGUGCUUAUUGCUACUGGACUCUCAAAGUGGAAAGAGCUAGGAAAUACGUGCGUAUACACACACAAAGACACAUAUUUAUACCUAUUUCUGUAAGUAUGUAUUUUUAAAACCAUGAGAUAAUUUUCAUGUAUCUUGCAGUCCAAUACUACAGUUUUUAGUAUUUUCCAUUACUUUAUAUGUCACUUCUUUGAUAGUGAUAUUCCUGGUUCUCAUUAUUCGCCAUGCAUUAUUUGCUGAGUCUUUAUAAGUAAAGCAGUUUCGUAACUGCUGUAAGGUGGUGAACCACCUUGGAGACACCAAUUUGGCAUUUGUUUGAAGUUCCUGAGAGUUGGAUUGCAGCUGAGGAUGAUGAGUGAGGGCAAGUAGGAUUGGAGGGAACACCUGAUGGUCUGAUAUUAACCUCUUGAGGCAUAAUGUAGCUUUUAUGCAGAACUGGUGUAUGGAAGUGCAGAAAUCGUAGGCUUAAGGGAGCUUCCCAGGUUUUGAGAAACAUCCAUCCGUUUGGAGGGUAGCAUGUUGGGGGCACAUGGCAGCUUUGCACUGGGACCCUCCCAGACCUCACCCAAUGCAUCUCUUCAUUUGUAUCCUUUUUGGUCAUAUUUAAGCAGUUAUUGUAAGGGUGGCCUUUUCGUGAAUUCUGUGAGUCAUUCCAGUGAACUAAACCGAAGGACAUCUCAAAAUUAAGAGGCCUGGGGACCCUUGAUCUCUUGGCUCAUAUUCUAUGGGGUUUAGAGGGACCCCCAGACUUUUACCCAGGAGAUGAGAAGUUAGGAGUCAUUUAGACUUCUAAACUCACAACUGGUGUCUGCCUGUUUGGCUGUCUGAAGGACGAUGUCCUUUUAACUUGAGGUCUGGCCUAGCUCUGAAUGGCUAGAGUCAGAGAAUCCUGUGUGGGUGGCUGGUGUCAGAACUAAACAAGGACAGGAAUCUGCAAUUUUCACAUGACACAGUUGGCCUGUGAGGUGGGAUUUUUUAAGUCUCCUUGGUAUACGUAGUUGAAGCCAUUAAGUUCCAUCUGAUCUUAAAACUGAUGUCUCAACUACUGUAUUACACGUUUGUUGGAGUUUUAGUGAAGGUUGGAAAAUGGGUUGACCCAGACUGUCUGUGCACCUGAUGUCUGUAUAUAGUAGUCAGUAAAUAACUUUGAGUAAAUGAAUGAAUGAGUACAUUUAGAGGCAAUCGGAGAAACUUUCUCAAUUUCCUGCCUCUCCUUACAAAAGUUUCUACUCCCAUACCCAUCCACACCUUCAUACUGUGUCUCAAAGAAGAAUUUGGCCCUCUCCAUCAGCUCUGGGUUCUUUCCCUUCUUUUCUGAUCAUCACACCAUGAAUCAUUUACUCUCUCCAGCAUCAUCAAUAUCUCUUGUCUCCAGACUAUUUGCCGUUAGUAUCAAAUUUCUCCAAUCUAAUUGAGCCCUUUUCUAGCUGUUUUCAGCUCUUUUCACGAUCUUCAUGUUUAAGCUUCUUUGAAAAGGUGCUACAGCUACCCAUGUUAUUGGCUUCAACCACCAACCCAAUCAGCUCUCACAUAUCCACAUCGCCAGCACAGAUCACUUUCCCAGACUUAAGCCCCAAAUAUUCUAUAAUCAUUACAAUGGACUCCGAAGAGUUUCUCCUGUCAUACUUAUAUCCUUUAGCCACUUCACUACUGCCAGUGGAAUGUUGGUUUUCAAACUCGGCAUCUAAUUACAUUCCUCUUCUACUUAUCUGUAUUGCUACCUCACCUAUCUAAAAUGCAUUUCUCUCCCUGUUUCUUUAAUUUUACAUCAAGACUUCUCUGUAAGGCCACCACUUCUAGGAACCCUUCAACCAUCACGCCAACUGCCCUUUGUACUAUCCUGGUAGUCUUUCUUGGGACCUAGUAUAGCACUAAUUAUUCUCUGUCUCACUUACUAUAAAUCAAUGAUAUUAAACCCAUCUCCUGCCUCUAAUUUUCUAAUCACAUGUUUAAGUUUAUAAGUUGCGUCUAGUUCCUUUCAAAUCUACAGCAUCAUUUGUUAUUGUUUCCAGUUUCUGCCUUUUAUCCUCAUGACCAUGGGAAGCAUAGGUAUUUUACAUUUGUGUAUCUGUUUCUGUUGUCCAGGCUGGUUUAUUCCCUGUGUGUCUGAUAAUUUGUUUUUCUGUGGUAGACAUUAUAUUCCAUUCCAGUGUUUUGAGCAGGGUUCAGCAAACAUUUUUGUUAAGGGCUAGAUAGUAAACAUUAGGCUUUGCAGGCUGUAUAUUCACCUUUGCAAACACUUAACUUUGCAGUUGUAGCUCAAAAGCAGCUGUAGACAAUAUGCCUGUGAGUGGUCAUAGCCACGUUCUGAGAACAUGGUAUUUACAAAAGCAGCUGUUGGGCACAUUUAUCCUGGGACUGUGUAGUGUAUGGACUCCUGAGUUAGCGAGUAGAUUCAGAUAUAGGGAGCAGGCAAAUCACAGAGGACCCUGUAAAAUCAAUAGAACAAAUAAUAUGCAGCUUCCUUUCUGCUAAUGAGACUCACCUAGUAGAAGGUUCAUCAUGAGUAUGUCUCUUUGGCUCUGCCCUGUGUACCUGGCCAAUGCUGAUGUGACUGUCAGACUGUCAUUCUGACCUUCCCCUGUA
Molecule: messenger RNA, 8162 nt
Organism: Trichechus manatus latirostris (Florida manatee)
Lineage: Eukaryota; Metazoa; Chordata; Mammalia; Sirenia; Trichechidae
Product: zinc finger protein 883-like
Exons: 4
Coding region: 1954-4080 (708 amino acids)
Biological process (GO): regulation of DNA-templated transcription
Source: RefSeq, a predicted model, not a curated record